GCACCAGAAGACAGGAAAUAAUAAAGAUUAGAGCAGAAAUAAAUGAAAUAGAGAACUGAAAAACAGUAGGAAGAAUUAAGAAAACCAAAGGUUGGUUCUUUAAAAGAUCAACAAAGUGGGCAAACCAUUGGCCAGACUGAAAAAACAGGAGAGGAAGCAAACAAUCCAAAUAAGAAAUUAGAUGAGGACAUUACAGCAGACCUAACUGAAUUAAAAAGAACCAUAACAGAAUACUAUGAAAAAUUAUACUCCCAGCAAAUUUGAGAACCUAGAGGAAAUGGACAAAUUUCUAGAAACACACUGCCUACCUAAACUAACACAAACUGAGAUAGAAAAUCUGAACAGACCUGUAACAAGAGAUCAAAGAGUAAUUAAAAAAAAAAAAUCCCAACAAAAAAAAAAAGCCCUAGCACAGGUGGCUUCACUGGAGAGUUCUACCAAACAUUCAGAGAAGAGCUCACACCAGUACUACUCAGACUAUUUCAGAGCAUAGAAAUGAAGGAAUACUCCCAAAUUCAUUUAUAAAGCCAGCAUAGCCCUGAUAUUAAAGCCAGGCAAAGACACUACAGAAAAAUAAUGAAAUUACAGACCAGUAUCUUUCGUGAAUAUAAAUGCAAAAAUUGUCAGCAAAAUUCUAGUCAAUAGGAUUUAGCAUCAUAUUAAAAAAAUAACACAACCAAGUAGGAUUCAUACCAAGUAUGCAAGGAUGGUUCAACAUUAGAAAACCAAUCAACAUAAUCAGCCACAAAAAUAGAACAAAAGAAAAGAAUCACAUGAUCAUCUGAAUCGAUGCAGAAAUGGCAUUUGAUAAAGUCCAACACCCAUUCCUGAUAAAACUUCUCUAUAAAAUAGGAAUAGAAAGGAAAUUCCUCAACAUAAUAAAUGGCCCUGGUGGCACAGUGAUUGAAAGCUAUGGCUGCUAACCAAAAGGUCAGAAGUUCGAAGCUACCAGCCACUCCUUGGAAACUCUGUGGUGCAGUUCUACUCUGUCCUAUAGGGUCACUAUGAGUCAGAAUCAAUUCAAGGGCAACGGGUUUGUUUUUUGUUUUUUUUUUUUAGUACAAAACCAACAGCCAACAUCAUUCUAAAUAGAGGCUGAAAGCAUUCCCCUGAGAACAGUAACAAGACAGGGAUGCUCUUUAUCACCACUCCUAUUUAACAUUGUGCUGGAAGUCCUAGCUAGAGCAGUAAAGCAAGAAAAAGAAAUAAAACACAUCUAAGUUAGAAAGGAAGAAGUAAAAAUAUCCCUAUCCACAGAUGAUAUGAUACUAUACAUAGAGAACCCCAAAGACUUCCCAAGAAAACUCCUGGAACUAAUAGAAAGCCUCAGCAGCGUAGCGGGAUACAAGAUCAACAUACAAAAAUCAGUUGGAUUCGUAUACAUGAGCAAAGAGAACUUUGACAAGGAAAUCAGGAAAACAAUACCAUUUUAUAACAAACCAAAAAACCAAACCUACUGCUGUCGAGUUGAUUCUGACUCAUAGUGACCCUAUAGGGCAGAGUUCUAACUGCCCCAUAGAGUUUCCAAGGAGCGCCUGGUGGAUUUGAACUGCUGACAUCUUGAUUAGCAGCCAUAGCACUUAGCCGCUAUGCCACCAGACCAUGUAUAAUAACUCCUAAAAAGAUAAAAUACUUAGGAAUAAAUCUAACCAGGGAUGUAAAAGAUCUAUAUGAAGAAAACUAUAAAACGCUAUUUCAAGAAACCUAAAGGGAACUAUGUAAAUGAAAAAACACACCAUGCUCAUAGAUAGGAAGACUCAACAUUGUGAAAAUGUCAAUUCUACCCAAAGUAAUCUACAGAUAUAAUGCAAUCCUGAUCCAAAUACCAGCAGCAUUCUUUAAUGAGAUGGAAAAACUUAUCACCAACUUUAUGUGGAAAGACGCCCCAGAUAAAAAAAAAAGCAUUAUUUAAAAAAAAAAAGAAAAAAGUAGGAGGCCUUACACUCCCUGAUUUCAGAAUCUAUUGCACAGCCAGCCACAGUAGUCAAAACAGCCUGGUACUGGUACAGCAACAGACACAAAGACCAGUGGAAUAGAGUCGAGAACCCAGACAUAAAUCCAUCCCCUUCUGUUCAGCUUAUCUUUGACAAUAGACCAAAGUCCAUUAAAUGGGGAAAAGAUAGUCUUUUUAACAAAUGGUGCUGGCAAAACUGGAUCUCCAUCAGUUAAAAAAAAAAAAAUGAACAAGACCCAUACCUCAUACCAUACACAACAAACUGAAAAUGGAUCAAAGACCUAAAUAUAAAACAUAAAAUGAUGAAGAUCAUGGAAUAAGAAAUAGGGACAACACUAGAGGUCCUAAUAAAAAAAAAAAAAAAAUACAUGGCAUAAAUAGAACACAAACUAUAACUAACAAUGCACAAACACCAGAAGAUAAACUAGAUAACUGGGAAUUCCUAAAAAUUAAACGCUUAAGCUCAUCAAAAGACUUCAUCAAAAGAGUAAAAAAAGAACCUACAAACUGAGGAAAAAAAUUUGACUGUGACAUAUCCCACAAAGGUCUUAAUCUCUAAAAUCUAUUGAAUACUUCAAGUCAACAACAGAAAGACAUACAAUCCAAUUUCAAAAUGGGAUGAAUAGACGCUUCACCAAAAAAGACAUUCAGGCAGCUAAUAGACACAUGAAGAAAUUCUUGCGAUCAUUAGCCAUUAGAGAAAUGCAAAUCAAAACUGUAAUGAGAUACCAUCUCACCCUGACAUUACUGGCACUAAUCAAAGAAACAGAAAAUAAUAAAUGUUGGGGAGAUUGGAACUCUUAUGCACAGCUGGUUGGAGUGUAAAAUGGUACAACCACCAUGUAAAAUGAUGUGGCACUUCCUUAAAAAGCUAGAAUUAGAAAUACUAUAUAAUCCAGCAAUCCCACUCCUAGGACUAUAUCCUAGAAAAGUAAGAGCCAUCACACGAAUAGACAUAUACACACCCAUGUUCAUUGCAUCAUUAUUCACAAUAGCAAAAAGAUGGAAACAACCUAAAUGCCCAUCAACAGGUAAAUGAUAAAUUAUGGUACACACACAAUGGAAUACUAUGCAACAAUAAAGAACAACCAUGAAUCCAUCAGACAUCUCACAACAUGGAUGAAUGUGGAGAGCAUUGUACUUAGUGAAAUAAGUCAGUCACAAAAGGACAAAUAUUGUAUGAGACCACUAUUAUAAGAGCCCAAGAAAAGACUUACAAACAGAAAAAAGCAAUCUUUGAAGGAUGGGGAGGGAAAAUCACUAACUAGAUAGUAGACAGAUGUUAACUUUAGUGAAGGGAAAGACAACACACGAUAUAGGGAAAGUCGGCACAAUUUAACCAAGGCAAAGUCAUAGAAGCUUCCUAGACACAUCCAAAAACCUUGAGGGACCGAGUUACUGGGGCUGAGGACUGGGGACCAUGGUCUCGGGGGACAUCUAGGUCAAUUGACAAGACAGUUCAUAAAGAAAAUGUUCCACAUCCUACCUUGGUGAGUAACAUCUGGGGUCUUAAAAGCUUUGGAACAGCCAUGUAAGAUACAGCUAUUGGUCCCAUCUCGUCCGGAGCAAAGGAAAAUGAAGAAAACCAAAGACACAAAGAAAAUAUUAGUCCAAAGGACUAAUGAACCACAGCCCCACCUGCCUAAGCCCAAAAGUACUAGAUGAUGCCUGCCUACCACCACCGACUACUCUGUCAGGGAUCACAAUACAUGGUCCAGGCCAGACCUGGAGAAAAAUGUAGAUCAAAAUUCAAAUUCAUAAAAAAAGACCAGACUUAACUGGUCUGACAGGGACUGGAGGAACCCCUGAGACUGUGGCCCCCAGACACCUGCUAACUCAGAAACAAAGCCACUCCUGAAGUCCACCUUUUAGCCGAAGGUUAGUCAGGCCUAUGAAACAUGUGAGGAACGUGCUUCUUAGUUCAAUCAAGUAUACGAGACCACAUGGGCAUCACCUGCCCAAAAGCGAAGAGGAGAAGGCAGGAAGGGACAGGAAAACAGGACUAAUGAACUCAGGGAACCCAGGGUGUAAAGGGAAACAGGGACAGUGCAGGCACAAAGCCGGGAUUGCAACCAAUGCCACAAAACAAUUUGUGUAUAAGUUUUUGAAUGAGAAACUAAUUUGUGCUGUAAACUUCCAUCUAAAGCACAAUAAAAUAAUAAAAUAUUUCCAUUGCCUUUAUUUUUUUCACAAUUUUUAUAUUAGUAGCUUGACAUGGGCCAUUUCUUAUGUAUCUGCAAGAAGAAGACAGUAAAUCAUCUUUGUGUAUACAUGGUUGACUUGUUUUCUAAGUAAAACUUGAGGACUUUGCUUGUUUGAGGGCUUGGGGUUUUUUGUUGUUGGUUGAUUGGUUGGUUGUUUUGGUUUGUUUCCCAAAUACAGCACAUAUUAAAUAUUGGCUUUUUGCUUCAGUGUUCAAAAAUAUCUUCAAGUGCAAUUCUCUAGGAGUGCAGAAAGUACCUUGUGCAACAGUUUUUUAAGUGCCUUUUACAAAUUGUAUUUUACAUCUGGAUUUUUAGCCUUGGUUUAAAAAGUUAUAAUCCAUAGGCUGUGCUAGCAGUGAUAUUGAUUCUUUUCUCUGAAUAGAAGUCUUCAUUUUGAUGUGAGAAAUACAGAUCUACGUUUUUAAUUAUGUAAGAUUUCAACCAGAUAUUCUAGCACAAAUCCUAUGGUAACUAAAGGCUGCCUUGAUUAAAAUAAUAAGCAGUUCUUUGGUAUGAUGUUAAGACCAUAAAGAAAAAAGGCAGGAUAUUAUCUAAAAUGGUUAAGGAUAAUUAGGAAAUUAAUGUCCUCUUUGUUAUCAGGAUUAAGUAUGUGUUUGUUUUAAGCCCUUUCAAAUUACCAUAGUACUUUACUCAUGAUAGUUAGUAAAUAUCUGUGAAGUGAAUGAAAGAACACUUGCCUGCCAUGGUUGUGCCAAGAAUAAAGGCUGUGUAGAGUGUCCGUGGGGAUCCUGAUUCUAGCAGAACUUUAACCUAAUGACAGCUGCAACCAAGGCAGCGUGUUACUGAAUCGGUUAGCUCUUUGGGUUAUAACGAGCAGAUAAUCAUUUAAGUUACCUUGAGUAAUUGAUAGUUUUUUGUAAAGUGGCCCAGAAAUAACUGAACAGCCAGGUUUCAGGAAGAGCAGGAACCAGAGGAAGGUCUUCCUGGAUCCUAGGGACUCGAUAGUUCUUGGAUCUUUAAUACUCCAUCAUUAUUUGACUGAGCUACCCUCUGCAUGUCUGUUCUGUACUCCACUCUCCUCUCUACGUAAAGGCUGUCUCUGGUGGUGUAGUUAAGGCUCCCUUCCAACUCUGCCAGUGUCAUGGGCUACUUUGUGUUUCACGGUGUCCAUUCAGCUUCAGCUCACAUAGUAAACUGCCUCAUUCUUGUCACGUUUCUUAGUCCGGAUUCCCAAGAGAGAGAAUGUUAUUGAGCCUAGUUUAUGUUUUGGAUUCAGACCCUGAAUGUAAAUCACUGACUGCUCUUGGAUCAAGUACCCCAGUGCAAUCAGCUGCAGUGUAGGGAGCCCAGGGUUCUGAGCCCCAGAGUACUGACACUUCUGCAGGGGUUAUAGACUAGGCAGCGUUUCUAAGAAAGAGAAAAUGGGAUUGGCCAGCAUUCGGAGACUUACUCUGCAAUUAAGUUAACAAAUGCCACCAAAGAUCCUUUUGCUGUAAGCAUUAUGUUAAUUUGUUAAUUAAAAUUUUAUUUGUGUUGACAGUUAUUUUCCUCCAUGCUAGCAUAAAUAAAGCCUUUAUUCAUUAAUUGGCCUAUUUUGCUUUCCAGCUAAGACAUUUGCUUAGGUCUAUGAGUCGGAAUCGACUCGAAGGCGAUGGGCUGGGAUGGGAGUCCACAAACAUAGUAGAAUUUUUUUUAUUCUUAAAUUUUUAUUUCAUUUUAAUUUUUUUAAUUCUCCAGUUUAAUAAUCUUAGAGACACAGAAUGUAUUGGAAGGUGCAAGAGGAUGUUUACUGGCAGAAAUUGUUGUGAUAUUCACUGUACUUCUCAAGGGUAGGGCCCACAGAUUAGCUCUUAUAAGUGAUUUAUUGCUUUGAUUGGUACGAGAGACAGCUUUUGUCUCAAUUCAGCCAGCCAUAGAGAUUGAAAUUUUUUUAUUUGUAAUGUACUAAAUGAAAAUUCGAGCAGCGGCAUGCUGACCUGUAUCCCUAACCUCUUCCUGGAUCAGGACAUUUAAAGUUAAUGAUUGUGACUCACUCUUAUUUUUUUUAAUCUUUUUAUAGCAAAAUGUAUCAUGCAGACAAAACUGUAGAUAUGACAUACAUGUACACUUUUGUCAUGGAUUGAAUUAUGUCCCCCCAAAAAUGUGUGUAUUAACCUGGUUAGUCCAUGAUUCCCAGUAUUGUGUGAUUGUCCUCCAUUUUGUGAUUAUAAUUUUACCUUAAGAGGAUUGGGCUGGGAUUGUAACACCACCCUUACUCAGGUCAGCUUCCUGAUCCAAUGUAAAGGGAGUUUCCCUGGGGUGUGGCCUGCAAACAGAGAGUUGGGGUCAUCAUACCACCAAGAAAGAAGCACGGGAGUAAAGCACAUCCUUUGGACCCAGGGUUCUUGCGCAGUGAAGCUCUUAGUACAGGGGGAGAUUGAUGAGAAGGACUUUGCCCCAGAGCCAACAGAGAGAGAAAACCUACCCCUGGAGCUGACACCCUGAAUCUGGACUUGUAACCUACUAGACUGUGACAGAAUAAAUUUCUCUUUGUUAAGGCCAUCCACUUCUGGUAUUUCUGUUAUAGCAGCAGUAGAUGAUUUUUUUUUUAGAUGAUUAAAACAACAUUAAAGAGUAAUAGCAAAGAAAACGAACACCCUGUGCCUCUACCCUCUUAAGGAAAUAGAACAUUGCCAAUGCCUUUGAGCCAUCUUUGGGCCAUUCCCCAAUCAUAUAACCUCCUCUCCCCAGAGAUAAUUAGUAUUCUGGAUUUUCUGCCAACUUAUAUGCUUUUACUUUAUAGUUUUACUACAUGUGCCGUUACCUCUAAACAAUAUGUUUUUUAGCCUACCUCAUUUUUAAUUUUAUAUGAGUGGAAUGGUAUUGUGCAGCUUGUUUUUUUUUUUAGCUCAGCAUUAUUUUUGAAACUCAUCCAUGUUUCUGCUAUAUGGCAUUCUGUUGUGUAAAUAUACAAUUUAUUUAUUCACUCCACUGUUGAUAAGCUUUUUUCCCAGUUAUUUUGCUGUUACAAAUAAGGCUUCUGUUCUUGUAUGUGUCUCCUGAGGCAUAUGUUCAAGAGUGCCUCAGUCUAAAGUAUCGGGAUAGAAUUGCGACAUUUGGGCAUACACACCUUCAGCUUUAUUGGGUAAUACCAAAGUGUUUUCCAAAUGGUUCUAUCAAUUCACAUUCUCAACUGUGUAUAUGAGUUCAUGGUAUUCACAUCAUCCCCAAUAUUUUAUAUUACCAAGCUUUUUAAUAUUUUCAAUGCAAUGUUUGUGUAAUUAUUUCUCCAGGGCUGCUGCUGGUCAUACAUAAUUUUGUACAAAUGACACGGAGGCACCCCUUCCAGGCAGAUGGCGGCAAGAGGAUCAAGGUCCAGGUUUCAGCCCCUACUGACCCUCAGCCAGAAGCAGAGGAUGCUAGGAUGCAAAAACAACGAAUCGCACUUUAUCCAGUAACCCAGGUUGGCAAAGAUUCUUUUGGCAAUGAUCAUAUAGAAAACUUAAAACGGAAUGAUAUUUCUACAGAAUUUACAUAUCAGACUAAAGAUGCUGCUACAGGAACUGCUUCUAUAAUUGUCAAUAAUGAAGGACAGAAUAUAAUCAUCAUAGUGGCUGGAGCAAAUUUACUUUUGAAUAGUGAAGACCUGAAGGAAGCAGCCAGUGUCAUUAGCAGAGCCAAAGUAAUGAUCUGCCAGCUAGAAGUUACGCCAGCGACUUCUUUGGAAGCGCUUACAAUGGCCCGCACCAGUGGAGUAAAAACAUUGUUCAAUCCAGCUCCUGCCAUUGCUGACCUGGAUCCCCGGUUCUACACCCUUUCAGAUGUGUUCUGCUGCAAUGAAAGUGAGGCUGAGAUUUUAACUGGCGUCACGGUUUGCAGCCCUGCAGAUGCUGGGAAGGCUGCACUGGUGCUGAUGGAGAGGGGCUGCCAGGUCGUCAUCAUCACUUUAGGUGCUGACGGAUGCGUGAUGCUGUCACGAACAGAGCCCAUCCCAAAGCACAUUGUCACAGAGAAGGUCAAGGCUGUGGAUACCACGGGAGCUGGUGACAGUUUUGUGGGAGCUUUGGCCUUCUACCUGGCUUACUAUCCAGAUCUGCCCAUGGAAGAAAUGCUCAAGAGAUCCAAUUUCAUCGCAGCAGCCAGCGUCCAGACUGCAGGAACACAGUCAUCUUAUCUAUACAAAAAGGACCUGCCCCUUCAUCUGUUUUGAUUGCUGUUAACCUCAAAACAAAUGCACUGGAAAUAAAAUGUACUUGGGGGUGGACACUUUUAGCUGGCAGUUUACCAUAAAAUGUCCUAUUCUCCUUUGCAAAUACUGUGUUCUUUACUAGCAGUCAUCCUCAAGUUUUCAUUUAUUUAUAAUUCCUUUGCUUUGCAUACAUUUGUAAUAGCCAACCAGAAUUGAGGAUUCCAUGACCACAAUCUGUUCAAUCACCAUUAUUCAGAGACCAGCAAACCUCUAUUGCCAGUGGAUCAUUAAUGUUGUAGUUGUACACCAUCUAGCAGGGGCUACGGGCAAGUGUGUAGAGUCAGAACAGGGAAUGUUAUAUAUGGGAAGGGAACAGACGAUCUUGACUGCUCAGUCGAAGAGGGGCAGUUGAUAUUUAGCUUUAGUUUGGUGUUUCCGAAGCCUCUGGUUUUUUAAGUCAAAAAUUUGGAAAUGUAUUGAAAUCUUCUAAUAAAUAUCAGCAACUGAUUUAUUAGAAAUGUAA
Messenger RNA from Loxodonta africana (African savanna elephant), 8810 nucleotides. It is a transcript of the gene RBKS, whose product is annotated as ribokinase. Gene Ontology annotation, molecular function: ribokinase activity. Gene Ontology annotation, biological process: D-ribose metabolic process. The coding region runs from base 7424 to 8308 and encodes 294 amino acids. NCBI's taxonomy places the organism in Eukaryota, Metazoa, Chordata, Mammalia, Proboscidea, Elephantidae. The transcript is spliced from 8 exons. The record is from RefSeq and is a predicted model, not a curated record.